Boleophthalmus pectinirostris (great blue-spotted mudskipper) is the source of this 1383-nucleotide messenger RNA. Its product is annotated as translation factor GUF1, mitochondrial-like. Gene Ontology annotation, biological process: positive regulation of translation. Lineage: Eukaryota; Metazoa; Chordata; Actinopteri; Gobiiformes; Gobiidae. The transcript is spliced from 8 exons. Gene Ontology annotation, molecular function: mitochondrial ribosome binding; GTPase activity; GTP binding. Bases 199 to 1383 code for a protein of 394 amino acids. The record is from RefSeq and is a predicted model, not a curated record. Gene Ontology annotation, cellular component: mitochondrion.
UCAAACAUGUCUGCGCUCGGGACUCUCACGCUUUUGUCUUUUAGAAACACAAACUCCGCUUUUACCGUAAAAUAACGCGUGAUCCCGGCGCGUGCGUGAGAGCCGCGGGUGUCACGGAGCCGAGCAGCACUUUGUAACGUCACACGGUGUUUUGACAGUUUCGUAGUUCGCUCCGCGGCUGAAGCUAACGCUGUGAACAUGAUUCUGCCUGCGCUGCUGCGGAGCGCGGCGCGCGCGGCGGAACCGCAGAUUUUCUCAAGUUUUUCACGAUUUAAAAUCCACAGACGCAAAGUGUCCGGAUCCGGUGUGAACAGAGCGACACGAACCAAGAGGAUGAAAACAAAACACUUCAGCACUUCAAGACUCAUGAGCUCCCAGACCAACAAGGAGUCUGUGGACCUGUCUGUGUUUCCCGUCGACAGAAUCAGGAACUUCUGCAUCAUCGCUCACAUCGACCACGGAAAGAGCACGCUGGCCGACCGACUCCUGGAGAUCACAGGGGCGAUUUCUGCCACAGAGAAAAACCGUCAGGUGUUGGAUCAGCUGCAGGUGGAGCGAGAGCGCGGCAUCACCGUGAAGGCCCAGACCGCCUCCCUGUUCUACCACCACCAGGGGGCGCCACACCUGCUCAACCUCAUCGACACACCGGGUCACGUGGACUUCAGUUACGAGGUUUCUCGCUCCAUCUCGGCCUGUCAGGGAGUUCUGCUCAUCGUGGACGCAAACCAGGGCGUCCAGGCUCAGACUGUGGCCAACUUUUAUCUGGCGUUUGAGGCUCAGCUCACAGUCAUCCCCGUCAUUAACAAGAUCGAUCUGAAGAACGCAGAUCCAGAACGAGUGGAGGCUCAGAUCGAGAAAGUGUUCGACAUCCCAAGAGACCAGUGCAUCAGAGUUCCGGAGCAGAGGGGCCGGACCCGCGCUCACCUGUCACGGGCCUCACCUGUCAGGGCUCACCUGUCACCGGCCUCACCUGUCAGGGGCUCACCUGUCAGGGGCUCACCUGUCACGGGCUCCGGGGGCAGCUCGGACCGACGGCUCUUGGACGAGAACGAAGACUUGACCGGAGCCGGGAAAAAACCCCGCAAAAACAACGCCACGGCCAAAACCUCACACAGCAAAAUCCACGAGAGGUUCACUGUGAGCUCCGUGUCUGCACACCACCAGAGGACUGCACACCACCAGAGGACUGCACAGCGUCUUCCCCAAACCGAAGAGCGCGGACACGGGGAAGCUGGUGGAGGCCAAGCUGGUGGAGGCCAAGCUGGUGGAGGCCAAGCUGGUGGAGGCCAAGCUGGUGGAGGCCAGCUGGUGGAGGCCAAGCUGGUGGAGGCCAAGCUGGUGGAGGCCAAGCUGGUGGAGGCCAAGCUGGUGGAGGCGCUGUAG